AAUAAAGCAGAUAAAUAAAGAGUUCUACACCUGCAACUGUUACCCACUUUUCAGAGGUAGCCACUGUAGCAAUUUAACUUGUAUCUGUUCAGAAAUUUGCUAUUCAAAAAUAUAUUUAUCCAUCUUUCUAAAAUCCAAUCAAAUUACUCCUUCUGAUACCCGGAUGAUCUUAUGACUAAAUGCUUGCUUUAAAAAGGUUUUUGUAAUUAUUGUGCUAUUUAAAUAAAACUCUGAGAUUUAAUCAUAAAUCUCACCAGAGGAAGAUCUCAGUAGCCUGAAGCUGAAAAAGGUUUAUUUCUGUUAUCAGCAGAGUCUUAGCUGUUGCUGCUGCUCAAUAGUGUAAUUUUAAGUAAUGUCAUGGUCAUGGUGUGAGUUAGGAAACUGAAACCCACGCUCUUGAUGUAGCUCUGGUGUCUUGUUCGUGAUGUUGGAAUGGUGGCUCACCUGCAGAGAUGGCAGAGAGGUGUAGACUGACAGCAAGUCUGUCGAGUGGGAGACCGUCUACAUCACCUACCGGAAGUGUCACACAGCAAUCAAGUAUGUCCCAGACGUCUAUCAACCUCUCCACUUCUCCUACACCUGCACAGUUAAUAAGCCGUUCCCAAGCUUCCAGUUCUACCAGCGGCAGUAUUACCCAGCAGACUAUGUUACUAGGGAGUACCUCCCCCACCCUCACAGCAAGCCAAGCUCAAAUGUAUCUCCGAGCUCAAAUGCUGAUUUUCACACCCGCUACCACUGUGGCCGCUGUACAGUCUGACAUUCCUGUUGUCUCGUCGUCAUCAUCAUCUUCCUGUCAGUCCGCAGCUGCGCAGGUUCAGAAUUUAACAUUGCGCAGCCAGAAGUUGGGUGUGUUACCCAGCUCACAGAAUGGUCCACCAAAAAGCGCUAGUCAGACUCAGUCGUUGACAAUUUGUCAUAACAAAACAACAGUGACCAGUUCUAAAAUCAGCCAACGGGAUCCUUCUCCAGAAAAUAACAAGAAAGGGGAAAGUCCGAGUCUGGAAUCUCGAAGCGCAGCUGUCACCCGGACGUCGAGCAUUCACCAGUUAAUAGCACCAGCUUCAUAUUCUCCAAUUCAGCCUCAUUCUCUAAUAAAACAUCAGCAGAUUCCUCUUCAUUCACCACCUCCCAAAGUUUCCCAUCAUCAGCUGAUAUUACAACAGCAGCAGCAGCAAAUUCAGCCAGUCACACUUCAGAGUCCAAGUCAAGAUCCACCCCCGUCCCAGCACUGUCUCCCACUCUCCAACCACGGCCUUCCCGCAGCCCCCAGCAGUGCCCAGCCGCAGCACUGUUCUCCAAUUCAGAGUCACCCUCCUCCUUUAACAGUGUCCCCCAGUCAGUCACAGUCAGCGCAGCAGUCUGUGGUGGUGUCUCCACCACCCCCUCAUUCACCCAGUCAGUCUCCCACUAUAAUUAUUCACCCACAGGCACUUAUUCAGCCACAUCCCCUUGUGUCCUCCGCUCUCCAGCCAGGGCCAAAUUUGCAGCCGUCUGCUGCUAAUCAGGUACAACCUGCCACACAGCUGAAUCUCCCAUCCCACCUUCCACUCCCGGCUUCCCCAGUUGUGCACAUUGGCCCAGUGCAGCAGUCAGCCUUGGUGUCCCCAGGCCAGCAGAUCGUGUCUCCAACAUCACACCAGCAAUAUUCAACCCUGCAGUCCCCUCCAAUCCCAAUCGCAACCCCUCCACAGAUGUCGACUUCUCCUCCAGCUCCACUCCCACCGCUGUCCUUGCCGUCUAUGCAGUCCUUACAAGUGCAGCCUGAGAUUCUGUCCCAGGGCCAGGUUUUGGUGCAGAACGCUCUGGUGUCAGAAGAGGAGCUGCCCGCUGCAGAAGCUUUGGUCCAGUUGCCGUUUCAGACUCUCCCUCCCCCACAGACUGUUGCGGUGAACUUGCAAGUGCAGCCACCAGCACCUGCUGGCCCACCAGUGGUGUAUCAAGUAGAAGAUGUGUGUGAGGAGGAGAUGCCUGAGGAGCCAGAUGAGUGCGUCCACAUGGACAGGACGCCUCCGCCACCCACUCUGUCUCCAGCAGCUGUAACACUGGGCAGAGAAGACUUGACUGAACACCCUUUGUUAGAGCAAGUGGAAUUACCUGCUGUGGCAUCAGUCAGUGCUUCAGUGAUUAAGUCUCCUACAGAUCCCUCACCCGUUUCUGUUCCUCCGCCCCCACUUCUUCUCCCAGCCGCAUCCACAAGGAGCAGCACUGCAUCGGGGCAGGGCAGUGCGCCCAGCAUGGACAGCCGGCCGCCACAGGCCAUCGUCAAGCCCCAGAUCCUCACCCAUGUAAUCGAGGGCUUCGUGAUUCAGGAGGGGCUGGAGCCAUUUCCUGUGAGUCGUUCGUCUUUGCUAAUAGAACAGCCUGUGAAGAAAAGGCCUCUUUUGGAUAACCAGGUGAUAAAUUCAGUGUGUGUUCAGCCAGAACUACAGAAUAAUACAAAGCAUGCUGAUAAUUCAUCUGAUACGGAGAUGGAAGACAUGAUUGCUGAAGAGACAUUAGAAGAAAUGGACAGUGAGUUGCUCAAGUGUGAAUUCUGUGGGAAAAUGGGAUAUGCUAAUGAAUUUCUGCGGUCAAAACGCUUCUGCACCAUGUCAUGUGCCAAAAGGUACAAUGUUAGCUGUUCUAAAAAAUUUGCACUUAGUCGUUGGAAUCGUAAACCUGAUAAUCAAAGUCUUGGGCAUCGUGGCCGUCGUCCCAGUGGCCCCGACGGGGCAGCGAGAGAGCAUGUCCUUAGGCAGGUCUGUAGAAACCUUCUUCACUGUACAACUCCCUCUUCAGAAAUGCAAGGCAAGUGCAAUGCUGUGUUUUACUUGUACUGCGUUUUCCAGCUUCCAAUUACUUAUCCAUCUGCAGAAGAAGACGUGGCCUCUCAUGAAGACUCUGUGCCGGCUGCUGUGACAACUCGCCUGCGUAGGCAGGGUGAGCGGGAGCGGGAGCUUCGUGAUGCGAGGAUCCGGAAGAUGCCGGAGAGCAAGGACCUGCUGCCAUCCGCACAGAGCGAGCCCUCUGUGUGGACGGUCGAUGAUGUCUGGGCCUUCAUCCGAGCUUUGCCUGGCUGCCAGGAUAUUGCAGAUGAGUUCAGAGCACAAGAGAUUGAUGGACAGGCCCUCCUCUUGCUGAAGGAAGACCAUCUCAUGAGUGCCAUGAAUAUCAAGCUUGGCCCUGCCCUGAAGAUCUGUGCACGCAUCAACUCUUUGAAGGAAUCUUAACAAAGACACGAACCUGUGAUAGAGCAGCAGCUUUACUCCUCUCCAGCUGACUCAUAAGGUAGAGGCCCCAGUUGGCCUAGAAUGUUACACUUCCUCUGACGGAUGGUCAAGCACAUUGGGAUGUCUGCAUUAAAUGCUGAUGUUUCUGCUACAGAUAGAGUAAUUUAUCAUUUUCGUAAUUAACCAACAGUGAUAAAAUUAAUUUUACAGGUUACACGCAACAUUGAAAGACUUGUUAUAGAGGGCCAUGAUAUUUUUCAAAGAAAUGUGUUAUACUAGAUAAUUUUUUUAAAGGUGAUGUUUAUCAUUAAUAUAAAGGGUCCUUUUAAAUGUAAUGAUUUACAUUCUCCUCUUUGAUUUGGUUUUCUUAGACAGUUUUCUACCCUACUAGUUUUCUAAAGGUUGUAUGAGAGAUAUGGAAUAAUUUAGGAGUCCAGUGACAAAAUUGUAUGUGAUGAAAUCAGUGUGCAUUUUUUAAAAAGUGUCCUGUAGACAAAUACUUUGUCCAUAAAAAAGAACUUGUGUUCUCAUGUGAACAAGGCUGAUUUGGAAGUCUGAAGAGUUGGUCUCUGUUCCCAGUUUGACCAGGAGUUUGGUUGAACUCAGAAAGUUGGUCAUCUUCUAAGUUUUUGUACAUUUGGAGCAGUGGUUCUCAAUCUAGAUCAGUUCUGCUCCCCAGGGGCAAUGCCUAGAAACACUUUGGUGGUUACAGCUCUGUGUUGGUUCUGGGGAGGGUGCGGGAGGUGCACAGGAUGCUGCUCGUGCCGAAAUAGCCCGGCCCAAAGCAUCAGCACCAAGGCCGGGAAGCCCUGGUGGUACUUGUAGAAGUGAUAAGUGUUGUUCUUUUUCACCCAAAGGGAUCUGUUUAAAAGAUGAGACAUAACAAGGAAAACAUACACAAUUGAAGUAUUAUUCAGAUAGCAUUAGUAUUCUGCUGAUUUUUUUUCCAGUUUUUUGCAUAUUAAGAAAAGAACCCCACAGAAUUGGCCUGCCAAAUAAGGAUGAACACUUAUUUAACAAAUAGACUCUCAGAAAGUGCUGAUUCACAUUUAUCUCCUGUAUGUUGGUGCCCCUCUGCUCUGACAGAGGUGCACUAUAGCUGUGCCUGUGAGCUGCAGGGCCUUUCUGGUGCGGGCUGGUGAGUAGUGGGCCUGGGUUGCUCCUGGAUGCUCCAAGGCGCAUGCGCAGGUCUAGCUGGAGGGUACAUUCAUUUCUCCGUUGUCAACACUUGCAUGCCUCCUUCAAAGCACUCACUAAGUGAUUUCUCUUCAGUAGUCAGAUCUAAUUUUUAUGUACAUGUUUAAGGGAAAAAAAUUUAAAGCAGAACCUUUCACUGAACAGUGUUCCAUAGAAUUAUGACGCUAAAACAAAGUAAUGGGAGCUCUGAGAGCAGUGUGGUCCUGGACAUCAAACAUUCUGUUUGAGAGGAUUAUGGAGGUUUUAUUUGAAUCUUAUGUCUUAGCUUUACUGUAUGAUUGAGGUAUCUUAAUAAUUGAAGGCACACACAUGUCUACUUGGAGAAGUUCAGAUAAGUGGGGAAGAGAGGCCCUGAGUGUCAUUUUCACUGCUCUUUUCAACAAGAUUAUGUUGAGCUAGUAAAGACUAAAGGUGCCACUGAAGGCAUCACAGAUACUAUAUUUAUCUUUUGGCUUUGUGUACAUUAGAGAAUGUUGAUUAUUUUUAUAUAAAAAUAACAGCGGGUAAUUUUUUUAAUCUUUAGAUGCCUCUUAUUUGAAUGUAUGCUUUGUGGGAUUCUGUGUAGUGUUUUAAAAAAGAUGUUUACUGAUAGUUAGGUGUAGGGUUAGAAUGUCAUUUAAGGCUCACGUUCCAGACCUACAAUAGCUCGUAGUCUGUGUUACAUAUCACAUUUUUAAUUAUUGGAUUAAACUUUCAAGGAAAGCUAGGUAUUCUGUAAUCAAUCUUCAUUUACUAGCAGUUAAUCAUUGUGACAUUGUGUCGCACGCUUGACUUUCCCCUCACCUUGAAAUUUCAGAACACAAAUGUAAGCUAAGUCUUAGUAAGAGAGGCCCAGUGUAUGAGGGGAGGAAGGCACAAAGGGAGAGCUUCCCUGGUGUUAAAGCUUUUCAGAGGUUAUCCACAAUUAGUACAGUACUGAUUAUUUGAGGACAGACUCCAGCAGUAAGAAUUCCUUCCCACAACUGUAUUAUCUGUGGCCUUUGAGGUAUUAAUUUUGAACUGUUCUGGGUUCUCCUUUUGUUCACUCCCUCUUCUGAUGUUGGUCAUUUUGUGCUUAUGGAAAGCCCCUAUGCCUAGCACACUCUUAAAUACCCAGGAGGGGCUUACAAGAGGGGUUUCUGUAAGAGAAUACCUUAUAACCUUAAAUUUUACAAUCUUAAAACUAGCACAGAAGUCCUGUUGUCCCCACUCAAAACAUACCCAGAAAAUGCACUUACUUUCCUUAAGUGAAUUAUUUUCUUUAUAAAUGGCUCAUUUGCUAUUAACCUGGUAGUUCUGCUAAUGUAGCUGUUUUUCUAAGUGAUUUACUCAUCUUAAUUUCAAAGCUUACAUUAUGUAUAAUGGUUAUAUAGAUAAUGCUAGGUACCUACCUCUCUCCUGAGCUUUAAGCACGGUGUUAGCAUGAUAAUAGGCAGGGAGAGUAUAUUGCUAAUUGUUUUAAGAUUUUAAUUGGGUGACAGAAUGAUGAGCAGAAGGGGAGCGUGGAGGUUCUACCUAGUUUUGCUAUUUAAGUUUAUAUUUACUGACUUUAAACUGUUGCACUCUUUUCCCAUUGGGAAAAAAAAACUGUAAGUUUGAAAUUUUAUUUGCUUUAAGCCUUAGGUUCUUAGGAGAGUUAAACAACUGCAAAUUGGUUUAUAAAAUUUUUUUAUGUGACAUUAAUAUUCAUGAAGCCUGUGCAGGCAUGUGUAGGGCACAGCUGUGCAGCUGUGAGUAAUCAAUGUAUUUUGAGACGGAGUUGUCCUCAAACCUGUCACCUUCUGUUACCAGUAGUUGUGGCAUGUAACUGUUUACCUGGUGGCAUUUUAAUUUGCUGUGGAAUCCUUGUACGCCUCUUAGUCCUGGCUUAAGAGCUGUUGCCCAGGAGCAGAAGGUGGAGCAGGGACCGAGAUGUCUGUGAAGUAGCUUGUGGAAAGAGGCGGGUGCAGAUCUGCCGUCUGGUUAGUGGAGAGCCUGCGUCACCCCUCAUCAGGUUCUGCUCUUCUACCUAGUUAGAAAUAGAAGUGACUUUUUAAUUAGUUAUCCCACUGUUUCUUGGUAUGUUGAAACACUUAAGACUGUAUGAAACAAGUAUUAUUGUGACCAGACUUCUGAACAGUUUGUGACAUGGUUACUCUUCAUGUAUCAGGUAUAAAGUUAUAAUCAGACAUUUAUUCACAAAAUAAGCCUUAGCUUGAAGUCUGGUGUAGUGCCCUCUCACUGUCUUGUUCUGGUAAAGGUGUCAAAGUCCAUUCUUCUCAUUUCAAGGUUUGGUGCCCCCAUGGCACAAGUAUGGUCCAGGGCAGUACAGUUGCACACGUGAAUGGCCGUGAAAGAACAAACCAUUACAGGUUAAUGUAAAUGAUGCUGAACUCACAGCCGUAUCCAGUGGAUAAAAUCUGGGAACAGACACAUUGUUAAAAUGUCUUAAAGAUAUUUUUUCAACCAGAGCAGCCUGGUUAUGUUGUGUAACUUAAAGACUAACCCUUGGGCAGUUAGAGGAACAUGGCGGCCUGCUGCGUUGAUCAUGAGCUAAAGGUGCUGGAGGGCCUCACCCCAGCAUCUCCCCUAAGGCCUCUGAUAGCUCUAAGAAAAUUUUGUGAAAACUUUCUUCUUAGAGAAACCUUUUCCUGAAAACCCUUAGAGAGGAUUUUGUAUUAAGGCUAAUUUUAGGGAGGGAGGCAUCUGGGGUAGGACUGUCUGUUACUACCUAAUAGUCAUGUUUCAGUAAACCUUCAGGCAGUGGGAACUGGCCACCUGUGCAGAAUGUGUGCUUGUGCAGACACAGCUUGUGCCCCAUGUCUGGAACUAGUGAGGCCUGUGGGAGGGGUCCUGGGUGGAGACGCCAGACAGGAGGAAGAGCAUUCUAGGUCCAAGAGGAGCAGGUGAGCUAAGUGGAGCUGUUCUGUGUAGAUGGCGCCUCUCCCAGCCGUGCGGAGGAGUGACUUACACAGCAAGAAGCAAGCUAUAGGUCUCACAUGUCAGGAUUGGCCUGUCCUCAGACUCAUCCUUUCACAUUCUUCAUCAAGUGGCCUCUCCUCAGAGAUGUGGAUAUUAAUAGUUCCAAUGAUACAUAAGUUACUGAUUUUUGAUUUCUGAAAAAGGUGACAGUUUUUAUAGUUGGAGAAGAUUUGUCAAAUUCAAAAGUUGUUGUAACUGAGUUGUCAGAGUUACACAGAGUUUCCAUUUUCAGAUAACCACAGUUGAAUCAAUCUUGUAGAUUGUUUUAAAAAGGCAUUUUGCUGUGAGGCUGUGUCAGCAUCUGAGAGCUGCAGGUUUCUCUUCUCCAGUCCUGCCGUCAGGGAAGCGCGAGCUUUCCUCUGCCUCUGGUGCACGGCAGUGUGGAUCAUCCAGAGACUGGUUACCCACCUGCAUCAGCAUUGGUAUUUUAUAAAUCUGUUUAGAGCAUUUGAUUUCAUCUCAAAAUUGUGAUUCAACUCGGAUAAGCACAAAUACAGUGUUAGGAAAAGUAAAUAUGCAGUCUUAACUAAAUUUAGUUUCAACUUGUUAAGAAGUGCAUCUUUUAAAAACUGGGAAGAUACGAGAAGUUUGUAAAAUGCGUCACUGUCGUCUCCUUCACAGGAGCAGUAGA
Messenger RNA from Otolemur garnettii (small-eared galago), 7977 nucleotides. It is a transcript of the gene PHC3, whose product is annotated as polyhomeotic homolog 3. The record is from RefSeq and is a predicted model, not a curated record. The transcript is spliced from 12 exons. Bases 453 to 3209 code for a protein of 918 amino acids. Gene Ontology annotation, molecular function: zinc ion binding; protein binding. NCBI's taxonomy places the organism in Eukaryota, Metazoa, Chordata, Mammalia, Primates, Galagidae. Gene Ontology annotation, cellular component: nucleus; PRC1 complex.